CAGGUUGAUCACGCUCCACGUUGUAACAUACACACAGGAUCAGAGUCCUGCGCACCUACUUUUGCAGAGACUACGAAGCACCUGCAGUCAGAUUGCGAGCGUCAGUUAGUAGCCCGGCCACAUUUCAUCAACGCUAAUCCAUGCCCAUCUGCACAAGCUGCACGCAUCCCGUACCUUACCUCUACACGGUGUAUCAAUCGGCAUACAACUUGCGAUUGGAACAGUGUCCUGCCUGCCAUGCUUUCGCAGACCCAUAUGUCGAGCAUGAUACCCUGACAUUGCUGCUGGAUCUCAUACUACUCAAGAGAGAUGUCUACCGUCACCUGCUAUACAAUAGAGGUCUCGGGGCGAGACGUGUCGGCCCUGGCGGAGGCCCUACGACAAGUGCCGGGAUAGAGGGAGGUGCUUUAGCUCAUCCAGGGCAGUUUCCACCUGUUCGAGAAGGCGGUGGAACAUCCGAGCAAGGCACGGAAAAGGCCAGAUGGUGGUUGAUUGCAAGGCUUGGUCUCGCUCUGAUCGCCAUGGACGCGUUCAUCAGGUGGACCCACUUGAGUGUCAGCGUUCCCAGUAGUCUAGACCCGAAUCUCGUCAGUUGGAACCGCCAGGCUGCCGAGACCUUCUUCCGCAUCUUCGCUGGAUGCUUCGUAGAGACCAUUACAUUUCACGCAGGCAUUGUGGCCGCGUGUUACGUUGUUAUGGAUUGUCUGGACUGGUUCCGCUCUUUGAAACCCCCAGCGAAUACGCACGCUUCUGGGAUUCGGCUGGAGUUCAGAUAUUCGCAUGUUCCCCUGACUCUGCUCUACUCGUCCCUAACUAAGCUGUUUUUGCUAUUCCUGCUCUCCGUCUGGCAUCCUGCGUCGCCGAAUCAUAAUCAUGUUGCCGAAAGCACCUUUACUCACCCGAUCAUCGUGAGGCUUCUCAGCCUGCUAGAUGAGGAACGGCUUGAUCGCGAGUGGGUGGUGCGAAACGUUUUGGGGGGCAUGGCCGCAGGGUUCGGACUCCGAGUGGUCCUGGACUGCCAUCCACUGUUCACUACGGCCAUCAUCCUUGCAGGCUGGUCAGUCAAAACCUUAGUUGCAAUGCUCGUAGGGGAUUGGGUGAAACACGGACUCGACGAAGGUGGGAAAAUCAAAGAAGAGAUGUGGUUAGCGUACAGUAUUCCGUAA
Molecule: messenger RNA, 1166 nt
Organism: Laetiporus sulphureus 93-53
Lineage: Eukaryota; Fungi; Basidiomycota; Agaricomycetes; Polyporales; Laetiporaceae
Product: Arv1-domain-containing protein
Exons: 9
Coding region: 141-1166 (341 amino acids)
Biological process (GO): sterol metabolic process; intracellular sterol transport; sphingolipid metabolic process
Cellular component (GO): Golgi apparatus; cortical endoplasmic reticulum
Source: RefSeq, a predicted model, not a curated record